Ostreococcus tauri is the source of this 1353-nucleotide messenger RNA. RefSeq names its product Cytochrome b561/ferric reductase transmembrane. Lineage: Eukaryota; Viridiplantae; Chlorophyta; Mamiellophyceae; Mamiellales; Bathycoccaceae. The transcript has a single exon. Bases 1 to 1353 code for a protein of 450 amino acids. The record is from RefSeq and is a predicted model, not a curated record.
AUGUCCGCCCUCGGCGCGCGAAGCGCGAGGCGAACGCGAACGCGAACGCGAAAGCCUCGGUGGAUGACGCUCGCGAUGUUGGCACUCGUGUGCGCGCUCCUCGCGCUCGCGGCGUCGCGCGGCGUCGCGGGCGACGGCGGCGACGACGACGACGACGACGACGACGACGACGAUGACGACGACGAUCACGGAUCGUCCGGACCCGCGGUCACGGUCAAUGCCGCGUGCGCGGUGGACGCUACGGACGGGUUAACAUGGUGCGUCUACGCCAACGUCGUCGAUGGCAUCGACCUGGCGUUUUCCGCCAUCGAUUCCACGGACGUCUCGCGCGUGGAUCAUUACGUCAAGGCGACGUUUACCGGGACGAAAAAUCCCGGAUCGGCGGGUUGGGCGUCGUUUGGGCCCGGGGCGUCGAUGUCGUCGGCGGUCGUCUCGGUGGGUCAGGCGAACGGCGCGAGCUCGAAGGCGUACACGUUGACGAGCCAUGCGACGCCUUCGACCAUGUGCUCAGCGGGAUGCUCUAUUACGGAGCUUGCGACGACCACCGAUGCGAGUGGGAUGACGUUGAAGUUUCGGUACACGAAGGAGAAUGCGACGCCUGGGACAGAGACGUUCAUUUGGGGGAUGAAGACGUCGGCGUGGCCGGGGAAGCACUCGGCGUUUGGGACGGUGAGCGCCGACAUCACGGGGAUCUCGACGGCGAGUUCUGGGUCAUCGACAUCGACGUUGACGCGAGACGUGACUCAUGGUGUGCUGAUGGUCAUGGCGUGGGUUAUUUUCAUGCCGGGCGCGAGUGCGAUGACUUUGGUGAAGAAUGCCUUGCCGGAUGGGUUGUGGUUCAAGUUGCACAUGUUGGGCGCGGCGAUCGGAUCGCUCAUUUUCGCGAUUGCACUAGGGCUUUUGCUCGGGCGCGAGGAUCACGGAGAGUCGUCGCUUCUAGACACGCAUUACACGCUCGCUCUGGGCACGAUAGGUCUUUGGGUGGCACAAAUUUCCUUGGGCGUGCUUCGUCCGAACAAGACUGGCGGCAACCGCCUCGGGUUCAUCCCGACGUCGCUUCGCCCUGCGUGGUUCCUCGCACAUCGUGUGAUUGGGCCAAUAGUCAUAAGCAUUGCCGCUGCCGCGGUCGUCACCGGCGCCAAGCUCAUCCAGGAUAAGCACAGUGCCGACAGUGCGAUUGGUAUCAAAUUUUUGACGCCAGACGUCAUGUACGCCAUGUACGCGACUGUCGUCGCCGUCGCGCUCGUCGGCGCUGGCAUGAAUCUGUACUGCUUCAAGCAGCGGCGCCGGUCCACGAAUCCAAGUGCACCGUAUCUCAUCGAAACGGGUCAAACAAUGUCUUCAGAUGUAUAG